Molecule: messenger RNA, 471 nt
Organism: Nymphaea colorata (pocket water lily)
Lineage: Eukaryota; Viridiplantae; Streptophyta; Magnoliopsida; Nymphaeales; Nymphaeaceae
Product: GDSL esterase/lipase At1g29670-like
Exons: 2
Coding region: 1-471 (156 amino acids)
Molecular function (GO): hydrolase activity, acting on ester bonds
Source: RefSeq, a predicted model, not a curated record
AUGUAUAAUUUGGGAGCUCGAAAGUUCGUCUUGUUCGGUGUUCAACCACUUGGAUGCAACCCUGCCUUUCAGCAGCAAAAUAACAACACAUGCAAAGCUGAUCUCAACUAUGGAGCUGUAAAAUUUAGCGGCAUUAUGAGAUCCUCAAUAAGCAAACUGAUUGAAACCAUGCCAUCUGCUCAAUUUGUCUACGUGAAUGCCUACAACAUAACCGAGAACAUCUACAAGAACCCGGGUUCUGAGGGAUUCAAGGUGGUGAAUAAGGCUUGUUGUGAGACCAAUACGGACUUCCCGCCGGGCGUUGCAUGCGUACCAGAGAGCAAACCGUGCGGGAACAGGGACGCGUACAUGUUCUAUGAUGGUGCACACUGCAGCACCGCUCUGUACCGAAUCUUAGUAGAGAAGGCCUUUCUCUCCCAGGACGCAAUGGAAGUUUAUCCUUACAACAUUUUGCAUCUUUCUACAAUUUAA